Helianthus annuus (common sunflower) is the source of this 5000-nucleotide messenger RNA. Its product is annotated as protein ESSENTIAL FOR POTEXVIRUS ACCUMULATION 1. Gene Ontology annotation, molecular function: protein binding. The coding region runs from base 88 to 4776 and encodes 1562 amino acids. The record is from RefSeq and is a predicted model, not a curated record. The transcript has 10 exons. NCBI's taxonomy places the organism in Eukaryota, Viridiplantae, Streptophyta, Magnoliopsida, Asterales, Asteraceae.
AUUUCCCCCCAUUCGUGUCUAUCUCCCUCACACCUUCCUUCACGCAGUCAAAACAAACCCUCGUUUCUUCGGCGUCCACGAUCAUCAAUGGCCGGCACCAUCAACUUCGAUUCUCCUCUUCACAACUCUCAGAUCUCCCGAGAUGUGCAAGGGACUGACACUUCCAUUCCACUCUCGCCACAGUGGCUUCUCUCGAAACCUGGUGAGAACAAGACAGGAACUUUAGCUGGGGAGGCCCCCACCAGCCCUUUCCCAACAUUUGGCAACCGCAUGGACCUUAUGAAGACACCUGGAAAUGAUGACCGCAACCUUGAUUCCCAAAAGAAGAAAAAUGUGUUUAGGCCAUCUGUGCUUGAUAACCGUGAAAAAUGGCGUGACGAGGAAAGAGAGACAAGUAACUUUGUUCGCAAGGACAGGUGGCGUGAGGGUGAAAAUGAGGUUGGAGGUGGGGAUAACCGCAAGGUGGACCGGUGGGCUGACAACUCAUCUGGGAAACACUAUGGUGACUCACGCCACACCCCAUCUGAUAAAUGGGGUGAUUCUGGUAACAAGGAUGCAAACCAUGAUCAGGUUCAGCGGCGUGAGAGUAAGUGGAACACACGGUGGGGCCCUGAUGACAAGGAAACUGAUGUCAUGCAUGAGCAUGACACCCCUCGUGAACGGGAGCCCGACCAUCCUCGCCCAUGGAGGUCCAACUCUGCACUCAACCGAGCAAGAGUAGACCCGCCACAUCAGCAAAGCCCAGCUUUAAACAAGCCGACUCCCAUGUUUUCUCAUGGCCGGGGACGUGGGGAACAUUAUAAUCCAACGUUUUCUGUUGGUCGUGGAAGGGGAGCCCCUGUAGGGGGCCCUAUGAAUAACAGUUCCACUAAUUUACAGUCCUUUGCUGACGUGGGUGACAAAGGGCACGAUGACAUGUCACCUAUGAGAUAUAGCAGGACAAAGCUGCUUGACGUGUACAGGAUAACUGAUAUGAAAGCCGGUGGAGUGAUGCUAGAUGGCGUGGUACCGGUGCCGUCACUAACACAGGAGGAAGUACUCGAGCCACUUGCACUUACUUCACCUACUCCAGAAGAAUUGUUUAUAUUGAAGGGUAUUGAUAAAGGGGAAAUUCUAAGUAGCGGGGCUCCUCAAAUUACUAAAGAGGGAUCCGGUGGGGUUAACGCGGUUGAAGCCCAGUCUCGAAGAAGCAAAUUUGGGAGUAGAGAAGAUAUAUCACUUCCUUCUGACAACUUUAGAGACGAGACUGCUGGCAGCUUCAAAACAACAGGGGAAAGCGAUACUAGAGAAUCAAGGGUGCCAGGUCAGCCUGGUGCACCUUGGAGGUCGUUGUCUAUUGGACAACGUGGUCAAUCAAACUCGGCUGACUUUAGGGACAUCCCUAGUGACAUGGGGUCAUGGUCACAGCCCCAAAAGGAUAUAUCAAAUGAAUGGAGUAGCAGCAGUUUAACAAAUCCGGUUUUUAAAAGGCAACCAUCUGGAAUUAUAGACAGAGAUGAAGCAAGGGUAGUUUCUCAGCCAUCACCCGAAGAUCUAGUUCUUUUUUACAAAGAUCCUCAGGGUGCAAUUCAAGGUCCUUUUACUGGCAGUGAUAUCAUUGGGUGGUUUGAAGCAGGAUACUUUGGGAUAGAUUUGCUAGUACGUCUUGCAAACGCACCACAAGACUCACCAUUUGCUUUACUUGGUGAUGUCAUGCCUCACCUGCAUGCAAAAGCAAGACCGCCACCUGGAUUUACUCCUGUCAAACAAAGCGAAAUCAAUGAUGAAUCAAGUAUGCAUGGUUUUAUCAAUACUAGCAGUAAGGUUCAAGCAGGGUUGGGUGAGCAUGCUAUGUUGAAAAAUGACCCGGUAUUUCAACAUGGUUCAACUAAAGAGGCUGAGAAUAGGUUUAUAGAGUCUCUCAUGAGUGGUGGUCUCUCUGAAGGUAUGCAGGGGUACUUUGGGAAUUCUAGCUCAGUUCCAGCCAGAGCAACAGAGAGUGGAGAUAACCUGUUUCAAUUGGCCAAGCUGAUGCAGCUUGAAAGGCAAAAGUCUUUGUCUAAUCCUUACUCUCUUUGGUCUGGGAGUGGCUCGAAACCUGAAGUUCUUCAGGCAACCACAAUACCGCAACCUAACAUGUUUCCAAAUGCCGCAAAUCCUGAAUUCAUGUCUCUUCUGCAAGGUGGUUUGUCAGAUAGGCCGACCUCGUCUGUGAACAGUUGGUCGAAUUUUCCUGUUCAAGGUGGAUCUGGGCUGGACCCACAUCAGGAUAAGCUAGACAUGCUUCAUGGUAAACAUUUUCCUCUUCAGUCAGCCUUUGGGAUCCAGCAAAGGCCGCAAACGCAAAAUAUGCCUUCAUUAUCAAGUUUACAAUUUGACAAUCCUUCUGGUCCACUAACCCUCGAAAAGCUUCUUUCGUCUGGGCUCCCUCAAGAUCAAAUUUUAGGUUUAUUGCAACAGCAACAAAUGUCACAGAUGAAACCUCAGAUUCCGGUUCCAACACAACACCAGUCGGUAUUGGAUGAUUAUCUGUUGCUUAAGCAGCAACAACAAAAACAGGAACAGAUGCAGCAGAUGAUGCGCCAGCAACUUCUCUCCCAGGUGCUCAAGGACCAACAUUCCAUGCAACGCUUUGGUGAGCCGUCUUGUGGACCAAUGCUGACUCCUGGUUUAUCUGUUCCCAAUCCUUCACUAGAUCAUCUUGCAUUUCCGGUUCCACCGCAUGACAUGUUGCAAAAUCAAGUUCCUCAUAUGCAGGAUACAAUUGCUCAUAUGCCUGCAGUUGGUCCUCAAGCUGCUGUGCAUUUACCCCAUCAGUUGAUGGACAAUACACUGCAACAAAAUGAAGCUCGGGAACAGGAGCAGGAGUCAGCAGUCGAUUUGAAAACUGGUCAAAGUGUUACGGUAUCUACUUCCAAUGCUGGUUUAGUUUCUGAGCCGUCAGACCAUUAUGAAAAACCAUUGGUUGAGGGAGCUGUUGGACAUAAUGAUAUUAUGGAGGAGCCUCCAACUGAGGUAAUCGAACCACCUAUGGGUCAGAGUGAACCUUCUAAUGAACCCUGUGUUCCGGAAGAAGCAAAACCUGUUGAAGUUCGUGAGGUUAAGAAAGCCACUGAGAAGAAGUCAAAGAAACAGAAGUCUUCCAAGGCACAAUCGUCUGACAUUGCCAAGUCAGCAUCUAAAACACAACAGCCUAAGCAAUCUGAAACUGAAUUGGCCAUGGUCAAUGAGGCUGAAAUUGGAGAGAACAAAUCUAGUGUGGUCACUGAAGAGGUUGUAAGCAUGUCUGGUGAUGUCAACCCACAAGAUAACGCUCAAGUUCUUAGUAGCCAACGAGCUUGGAAGCCUGCUCCUGGAUUUAAGCCAAAAUCGUUGUUAGAAAUUCAGCAGGAAGAGCAGCGGAGGGCCCAAGCUAACGCCCAGGCUCAGGCCCAGGCCCAAGCCCAAGCCCAAGCCCAAGCCCAUGCAGACAUGACUGUUUCUGAUAUUUCAGCAUCUUUAAAGUCGAUGAAUAUGUCCGCGACCCCAUGGGCUGGCGUUGUUGGCAAUUCAGACCACAAGCUUAUGGAAACCAAGAAGGAGGUGACUACUUCUGAGGUUUCCCAGAAUCAGCAGCAGAACAAGAGCCAGUUGCAUGAUCAUUUGGAUAGGGAAGUGCCCGUGAAAUCCGGUGAAAGUAGUUCUGCAACUUCUGAUUUGACAGAGGAAGGUAACUUUAUCGAGGCUAAAGAGUCAAAAAGGAGUCGCAAAAAGGCUGCAAAAGCUAAAGCUGCAGGAGCCAAGGUUUCCGUGGCUGCUGCUCCUGUUGAAAUCCCUGUGAGUUCCAGUCCAAACGAGAAAGGCAAAAGUUCACGUCUGGAGAAGCUUACACUGCCAGCCAUUCCUUCUGGUCCUUCACUUGGAGAUUUUGUUGUCUGGAAAGGGGAGACUGUUGCCUCAUCACCUGCUCCAGCAUGGUCUAGUGAUUCGGGAAAGGUUGCAAGACCCACCUCUUUGAGGGACAUUCUCAAGGAACAAGAGAAAAAAGUUUCUUCGCAGAUACCGGUCCCUACGCCAGCACAAAAACCUCAAACUCCUGCCAAGGCUGCAACAUCUCCUAUCAAGACUAUGUCACAAUCCAAAAGCAAAAUUGACGAUGAUUUGUUUUGGGGUCCAUUGGAUCACCCCAAGCAAGAAACAAAAGGGUCAGAUUUUCCACAACUUGCAAGUCAAGGAAGUUGGGCUAAGAACACUAACACUCCUGGAAAAGGAAUUUCUAUAAGCCGCCAGAAGUCUGUGGGUGGCAGACCCGAAGCUCUUUCUACUUCUCCUGCUUUUGGAUCUAACUGUGUUUUGAUUUCUUCAGAGGCUAUGGAUUUUAGAGACUGGUGCAAGAGUGAAUGUGUCAGACUUCUUGGAACCAAAGAUACAAGUUUUCUGGAGUUUUGUUUGAAGCAAUCUAGAUCAGAAGCGGAGAUACUGCUGAAGGAAAACCUUGGAUCUUACGACCCUGAUCAUGAGUUCAUAGACAAGUUCCUCAACUACAAAGAUUUCCUGCCUUCAGAUGUCCUUGAGAUCGCCUUUCAAAGUGGGAAUGAUCAAAAAGCGAGUGGAGAUAUCAAAUCUACAAAUGAGGGGGUUUGGGAUUAUGAGGUGGUUGGUAGUGGUAGUAAGGCAGUGGCGGCAGAUGGUGGUUCCGCUAAGGGUGGAGGUAAGAAGAAAGGGAAGAAAGGAAAAAAGGUGAGUCCUGCGGUUUUAGGAUUUAAUGUGGUGAGCAACAGGAUUAUGAUGGGAGAGAUCGAGACAAUUGAUGACUAGGUGCACCAGGUGAAGCCGGUUGGAUGGUUGGUUUGUUUUCUUCUUAUUAUUAUUGUAGUUGUAAAUACUUUUGUUUCGAAAGAGAGCUGUCUGUCUGUCUGUCUGUACAUGAUAAUUUUGGAGUUUAGGGUUUAAGAAAUGCUCCAUCAAUUUUGUGACCUGUUUUACAUUUUAAACUGUAGAAGUUAAGUUAUACCCCAAUGGCCAGAUGCUUGUUAGGCUAG